AUUUCCCUCAAAUCUCGAACAGCUGUCAGCAAGAAGAGAAGUAGCUAUUGGUGAAGGAAGCAGAGCUUGUUUUGAUGUUGCAGCUUCUCUGCUGUUCUAAAGCCUUGUGCAUGGACCUACUGAGCCCCAAUUUCCGUAAUGGUAGAUUACUGUAUCGGUGACAGAGGGGGAGAGCUGGGUAUCCGGCCCGGCAAUCAGUAUGGAUUUGGAGGGAGCAGGUCUUUUCCAGGAGGUGGCUUCCAGGUGAAAUCGUCGCAGUUGCAUGCCAAAUCAACUGUUGGGAGCAACUUGGAUGAUGGCAUGGCUUCUCUCGGGAUCUUUGAUUGGAACGAGAGAGCUGGAACAGACACAGCCUCUGCAGCGACCCGUCAAAGUGCUGCUGUUCGUUCAUCCCAAGUCACUUGUGAUUCGGUGAAUAGCUGCUGCAAUGGAAGUGGUCGACCAACGUCCAGACUAUUCAGUGCCUAUACUCGCACCUCUGAUGAGACAUCCUGCGAUGAAGCGGCAGAAACUCCGCACGUAGCUUUGCAUUUAGUGUCGAAGUUGCUCGAUGACGAUUCUAUUGCUACCAUUGGCGAUGCUGCUGCUGCGUCGUCUUCCCAAGAGGAGGACGAUAGCGUUUCACCGGACUCGUCCGAUCAUGGCCUGCCAAGCCCAUCAACGUUAGCUUCAUCGUGGCCUGGAGUGCUUGACUUUGGUCACUCGUUUUCUCAGACCCCCAGCUCUACGGAUGCACCCUAUUCAGCGUCCCCUUGGGGUAUGUCGAACUCCACCAGUGGCCAUGACGUCAGCCAGCCCGCAGCCCCCUAUAACAAUGGGUUUCUCUUCCUCUACGAGUCCGGUGUGAAUGGCCGCCAGUCGGCCGCGCUCCCAUCGCCCAUCUCUCCUGUGGCAGUACCACCCGCCUUCUCAGCCACUGGCCAUGAGCAUCAUAUGCCUACAGCAGCUCACGUACCUUCCCAGAAAGGCCCAGCGAGUGCACCAGUGCCGGUUCAAGCGCAGGCGAAACGGGCCGGUCGCCAUCCCAAUUCCACCACGGCGUCUGCACCGCGUAACAUUUCUGGAAAGUCUGAGGCCCGGAGACAACGGGGCUAUGGUAGGACUCGUACCAGUCGUGCUGGAGACUCCUACCCUAGUCAAGACCUGGGUGGUAGUUUGCCGUCCAGCCUGAGUGCAAGCAUUGCUCAUGCACUGCCGCCACCCAAUGCUGACCAGAGCCAUCGAUCAGCAGGCGGCCCUGACGCGUUCGACCCCGCCGCCGCCGCUGGAUCUCGUGCACCUUGUGCCCAGCGGAAGCGCCGUACCCACGGGGCAGAGUCCCGAAAGUGCACGCCCGCUGUGCAGCAGGUUCACGAGCUCGUGGACAAAGCCGUUGAACACCUGGCGUCUCUGGACACGGAAAGGAAAGAGAUGGAGCAGAGCUUAAACCGCUUCUGUCCCAGCCGCCGGUCAGCCUCCAACCCGAGCAUUCGAAUGCCACCGAAUCCUUCUGCAACCGACCGCAUCAUUGUUGAGCAGCUACGUCAGCAUGCGAAGGUUGACUUCCUGCUAAGUCGUAUUGACCGCGCUCGUCCCACUCCAUUGCACUCCACCGUCGGUGCUUCAGUCGACUCCUGGCUGAGCUGUUUGAACGAGCUGCAGUCAUUGCGGCGGCAACAGCGCCAGAAGCAACCAAAGCGUGGCCAUUCCCUGGCUGACUCAGAUGCUGCUGACCUGACCCCACUGCUCAAGAAACUCAACGAGCUGUCCGGCGAAGUCCAGUCAGCUCUCUGUGGCGCGGUCAAGUCCAGUUUUGAUGACAUUGGCCCUCGCACAACUUCGGACGGCCAGACAUUCACCCUGCGUGGUGUGCCUUAGUGAUUACCAGCGCCGGGCAUGCAUGGUCAACCUUAUCUCAGCUGUGACUGUCACAACAAGCAAGCAAGCGUUCUCCUUCUCCUUUUCUUGCUGGGAGGUAACAGUGGACCCAGCGUCUUCACUUGCGGUGAACAUGUGUCGUCAACACUGUUGCGUUCAAGCUCCAAUGGCUGCUUACCUAUCCAGCUAAAUCCUUCCUAGGUCCAGUUACAAGUGCUGUACCUAUAGUAUUGUUCUCUGUCCGUUGGACCAGCAGACUCAUGCGUUGAGCUAGGCAACAACCUGCUUGCCUUCAUAGCGGCUAGCUGUUUUGUGGCACGCACAUGGUGGCCAGGCAGCGUUUCACUAUUGGCACGCAUUGUCCCAUCACCAUUUUUACUCGGCAAUGUCAGUCCUGUCCAGGUGCUGAGAGCUAUCAAGUGCAUCAGCAGUCUUUGCCUCCAAGUUUACAGGCGAUAGUGACAUACUCGAUGCUCCAUCGCUCUCCGUCGGGUCUGCUCAUGCGCUCUCUGGCCCACGUGUUGGCAUUUCUGUGUUUGGUGGUGACGUGCUGCAUUUCCAGUGUCUGCUCUUCACCCGGUUAUCGCUACAGGUUUGUGCAUGGAGCUUGCGAGAGGCGGCCGCCCCGCCCGAGCAACUCCCCUUAGUCUAGCGUGCUGCACGCGCAUCCACAUCCACGUAAACACGUAUGCAAUGAUAUCAGAUCUGAAUGUGUGUCGACUGCACCUUUGCCCUUGUUCUGCCCGUGAUGCUGUUCUAGUUGCUGAGGCGCGCUGUCCCACUACGCGCUGCACUUGCUGCUCUUCGCCAUGCAUUGCUGAGUACUAGUACAUGCAGCAUAAUGGCACUGCGCUGGCUCUCACAGGUACGACCUAAACCCUGCCACCUGCACUGGAAAAUUGGUCUUUUUUUUGUUUCCCUAUUAUUUCUUCGGUGCAUGUCACUCCGUUUUUCUUCUUCUUUAGUUUAUACGUUUCGUUUGUUUUCAUGUUCACUCGGCAUGAGGCACAAUACAGUCAUCUUACACAACAGUUCAGAUAUGAAUAGUAUGUUGCUGUCUUCGAGUAAGCACAUCCAUCAGAAGGACCGUGGCUUUCCGUAGUACUUGGUGCUGCAUGGUAUAAUCAGAUAGCACAUGCUUUGAAAAUGA
Messenger RNA from Sycon ciliatum, 3007 nucleotides. RefSeq lists its product as uncharacterized. The transcript has 8 exons. NCBI's taxonomy places the organism in Eukaryota, Metazoa, Porifera, Calcarea, Leucosolenida, Sycettidae. The coding region runs from base 139 to 1857 and encodes 572 amino acids. Gene Ontology annotation, biological process: meiotic cell cycle; male meiosis I; mRNA stabilization. The record is from RefSeq and is a predicted model, not a curated record. Gene Ontology annotation, cellular component: nucleus; cytoplasm.